Messenger RNA from Cyphellophora europaea CBS 101466, 1542 nucleotides. RefSeq lists its product as uncharacterized. The record is from RefSeq and is a predicted model, not a curated record. NCBI's taxonomy places the organism in Eukaryota, Fungi, Ascomycota, Eurotiomycetes, Chaetothyriales, Cyphellophoraceae. The coding region runs from base 1 to 1542 and encodes 513 amino acids. Gene Ontology annotation, biological process: protein phosphorylation. The transcript is spliced from 2 exons. Gene Ontology annotation, molecular function: ATP binding; protein kinase activity.
AUGUCCGGAGAUACCCAGACACUGUCCGAAUUCGAAGCCGAGCAACGAGCAGCGCGUGAGGACUCCGAGGAUACCCCUGACAAUUUCGACUUCGACUUUGCACAGCUUGUGCCCGUGAACGACUCCGCGAAGUUGGCCUUUGAUGAGCUCGCAAGACUAAGAUCCGCAGACCCCGAGUGGAACCCUCACGCUCGCAACUAUAUCCAUGUUGACGAGGAGCAAGAGAACUUCGGAGAUGAUGACCAGUCGGAUGAGCCUAGCUCUACGUCGCGAAGCAUAUAUACUGGCUACUUCCGGCUGAGCCUUGGUCUUCAACCAAAGCGCUUUGCUCGUGGCUGGGUUAUCGGCAGCGGUCGACAAGCUCUGUCGGAUCCAGAUGUGGAUUUCCUGGUGACCGUGGAUGGUAGGAGAGAUCGCGUGCGUAGUCGACAUGCGCAGAUUGUAUAUCAUCGCGAAACGAGAGUCCUGAUGUUGAAAGUGCCCCCAAAGAAGAACGUGAUUCUUGAUGGCGUGAAGGUCCAGAACGGGACCGCAGCGUUGACGCGGCGCACUUCCGGACUUACAAUCGGAAAUCUCUCUUUCCAGUUGCAGUUUCAUGAGCAUCGCAGGACAGAGUACCUCGCCCAACUUGACAAGAUUGCAGAACUCUCGACGUACUUCGUUGGGGAUCGCAUCGAGACUCUUGACCCUACCCCAUCCGAUCAGUACUUUACUCUCCAUGGCUACCAGUUCCAAACUCCUCAAGCAGCCGGCGCUUAUGGUGUGGUCUCAGCCUGCGUUAAGGAUACAACCGGUGAUGUCUACGCGGUGAAGAGGGUGAAGAAGUCUCGCGACACCAUGAAGGAGGUGGAGAAAGAACUGGAGAUUUUCGAGGCGUUGCAGACGCAUGCACAUAUUUGUUGCUUAGUCGAACAUUUCACACUUGGCGCCGCAAGAGUGCAGGAACUCUACAUGAUCCUUUCGCCGUAUGCACCGCGCACCCUUGCGGAGUGGCUGAGAACUCCCAAUGACAAGAGUCAACUACUUCGCGCUUUCCAUCAAGGGGCACAGGGUCUGCGGCACAUCCAUUCUUGCGGCGUCAUUCAUCGCGAUAUCAAGCCCGACAAUAUCCUCAUUACCAACGACUCCCGUGUAGUCAUUACCGACUUUGGGCAUUCAACAACUCAGACGCGCUGUCAAAAUCAUUACAAGGGCACUCUUCGCUACCUGCCUCCUGAGAUCUAUGAGCUGAAAGAGGGGAUAUCGCAAAGGGGAUACUGGAGCGACAAAGCAGAUGUUUUCAGCUAUGGCAUCAUCGGUUUCGAGAUGUUCCACCGACCAUUUCGCCGCCUUCGCAACGGCAUGAUCAGCAGACAAACGCAACUCGUGCUGUUACAGGAGCUGAAUGUGCCCACAAAUCAGCUGUAUACCCUUUUGAGAAACAUGUUGGCAUGGGACCCCGCGAGGAGGACCACUAUUCGCGAUGUCUUACUCGCAUCUUUCUGGCCAGACGCCGAAACGACAACACAGCCGAAGAAGCGAGUGCACGUGGACAUAGGCUGA